This is a messenger RNA of Cavenderia fasciculata, 336 nucleotides long. RefSeq lists its product as uncharacterized. The record is from RefSeq and is a predicted model, not a curated record. The transcript is spliced from 3 exons. Lineage: Eukaryota; Evosea; Eumycetozoa; Acytosteliales; Cavenderiaceae. The coding region runs from base 1 to 336 and encodes 111 amino acids.
AUGUUCAAGAUUAUCUCAUCAGUACUUUUAGUAAUUUUCGUUUCCUCGAUUCUUUUUUCAACUGUUGAUGCAGGAAUCACCAAUGUAACCCAAGUAGACAAGUCAUUUGUUAUCGAAUUUACACCAAACAAUAUGAUUUGGACAGCUCAACAAACAAGAAACAAGGGUAUGACCACCAAUAUUAUGUCAUACUGUACCCAAGAUGGAUCAUCUCCAAUGUUUUGCAAUCUUCCAUCAGUUCCAGCAUGUGAUACCAUUCGUCUUGUUGGUAUUAAUGGAAUUGGAAUUGGAACAACUUCAAUGCUUUUCCCAUUCAACUGCACUGUUGUUGCUUAA